This is a messenger RNA of Haemonchus placei, 1335 nucleotides long. NCBI's taxonomy places the organism in Eukaryota, Metazoa, Nematoda, Chromadorea, Rhabditida, Trichostrongylidae. The record is from the annotation of a GenBank genome assembly.
AUGAGGAAGCUAGAUCACGACAAUGUUAACCGAUUCAUCGGACUCUCAAUAGAUGGUGCCGAGUAUGUGGCUAUUUGGCGUAUGUGCACCAGGGGCACUCUACAGGAGUUGAUUUUGAAAGGCUCUCUGUGGUUUGAUCCGUUUUUCAUGCUAUGUAUAAUGAGGGAUAUUGCAGAGGGGAUUCGAUUCCUGCACAACUCGUUCAUCUCAUCCCAUGGUCGUCUUCGUUCAGACUGUUGCCUAGUAACCGAUAGCUGGCAAGUCAAAGUUUCCGACUACGGUACCGGAUCAUUGCGCGAAGAUGAUCGAUUAUUGUGGAUGGCCCCCGAACAUAUCCGAUCUUCCGAAUCUUCAACGAAAAGCUCUAAGGAAGGCGACAUUUACUCAUUUGCUAUUAUCGCCUCUGAGGUCGUUACGCGAAAGCCAGCAUGGGACCUGAGCGUGCGAAAAGAGCGAACGGAUGAGCUGCUUUAUCUGCUGAAGAAGGGAGGACAUGCGCCACCACGACCAGAACUCAACUCUGACGGGAUGAAAAAUGAUAAUCCCAAUCUUCAUCUCAUACGUGAUUGCUGGAGCGAAAAGCCAGGUGAUCGACCAGAUGCUGCUACACUAUGCAAAAUCUUAAAGUCAAUGAUGCCAGAUACAAAGAGUAAUCUGAUGGACCAUAUGUUCACUAUGCUAGAGGACUACACGACGACCUUAGAGUUAGAUGUUGAGGAAAGGACAAAGCAAUUGAAGGAAGAAAAAAAGAAAGCUGACAUACUUCUGGGUAGAAUGUUACCAAGGCAAGUGGCAGAUCGCUUGAAACUGGGCCAGACAGUCGAACCUGAGAGUUUCGACAGCGUCACUGUGUUCUUCUCCGAUGUCGUCAAAUUCACUCAGUUAGCCGCCAAAUGCACACCUUUUCAAAUUGUAAAUCUUCUCAACGACCUGUACAACGGAUUCGAUUCAAUCAUUGAGGAGCAUUCCGUAUACAAGGUGGAAUCGAUUGGUGAUGGAUACUUGUGCGUCUCUGGUCUGCCAGUGAGGAAUGGUCAUGAACACAUCAGAGAAAUAGCCGAGCUCUCUAUAUCUUUUAUGAAGUUUGUUGACGAGUUCAGGAUAUCGGCUCUUCCAAGAGAAAGAGUUCAACUUCGGAUUGGUGUGAACUCAGGUAAUAUGCCACGAUAUUGCCUUUUCGGAGACACUGUGAACACAUCAUCACGGAUGGAAAGCAAUGGAAAACCUGGUCUCACUCAUAUGUCCAAACAAGCGCACGAUCUGCUUGUCAAGGAAUACAGAGCAGAUUAUGAGACACAGUUGAGAGGAGAAGUUAUUAUAAAGGUAAGGCUCUGA